AUGGGAUUCAAAUGCAAAAUUGGAACAACACUUCCAUAUGCCAAGAAACAGCUAAGCCUUGCCACUUGUUGGGUGUGGAGGCGUCGGAUUGUUAACCAGCCAGUUCACAAGGAAAUGAUGGCCUUGCCAACUGGUCCAGAGAGUGAGAACUCCAUUAUGUUGCUCGGAGCAUGCAAAGUCAAUCCCACCAAAAGACAAGGGCGCCAAGCCGUGAUUGCUUCCAUCAGCCAUUUCCACAAACUACAUAACUGUCAAAUCAUUCCUAUUCCUUGUCAACUGGUUCAGUUAAUCUUCUCAUCCCUCCUCAUUUGCAUUGAGGAACAAGGAGAAGAGGGAUAUACUGAGCCAAAUAGAGGAUAUUCCCUGGAGAAUGGUGUCAAAUUGGUGAGCGCUUGGCGCGCUCCUGCCCCUGAUAAAAGGUAUGGUAAACCAACCACGUACACCAACCAAAUCACGGCUUGGCGUCCUCCUGGUCUGGACCGCGACGGGCACAGCUUUUGGGGGAUCACCGCUUGGCGUGGUAUGUCAGGGACAGCUGGAAGUGACAUCAUUUAUGCCCCACCUUCGGCGGUUAAAGCUUAG
Messenger RNA from Coccidioides immitis RS, 582 nucleotides. RefSeq lists its product as uncharacterized. Bases 1 to 582 code for a protein of 193 amino acids. The transcript is spliced from 7 exons. The record is from RefSeq and is a predicted model, not a curated record. Lineage: Eukaryota; Fungi; Ascomycota; Eurotiomycetes; Onygenales; Onygenaceae.